CGCAGCGGAGCCCGAGCGGGUUGGCGGCCCGGCCAGCGUCUGUCUGCCGCCCUGCUGCACAGCACCCGCCCCGGCACUUUGUUGGUGCUCAUUUCUCCACCAGAAAUUAGCGUCCCCUCAUUCCUGUCCAUCUCGGCCUGGUCAGCGUCAGGCGCGGAGACCUGCUGAUGUCGCUUUUCGGGAUCACCUUUUACCUUCGUGUUCUUCCUGAGGAACUGCCUGGUCUGGGAGACAGAGGGCCGGGACGCAUUUAGCUGCAGUCUUUUGGAGAAGAGUUCCAGUUACACAGGCUUGCCAUGCAAUUGACAUAUACUGUUAAGAUGAAAUGCAGAAAUGAAAACUACACAUCCAUUUUUUUAGACUCAAAUUUGAUUACAUGUACUGUGCUUUGUCUUUAUGCAACUGACCUAUAAGAAAUUAAGAAGAUAAUAGUUAAACAGCUAGUAUUGGCAACCUUGACAUUUCAUGGAUUAACUGAAAAACUAUAAGAAGAUUUUUUUUUAAUGGCAUAUUCACACCUCAUUCUUCCUAUAGUCAUACACGUUUCUCCCUUCAAAAGCUUUGUCAUCAGACACCAAUUCUCCCAAAAUGGCAAAUAAUCUACCCACAGAGUUUGAUGUGGUUAUAAUAGGAACAGGUUUGCCUGAAUCCAUCCUUGCAGCAGCAUGUUCAAGAAAUGGUCAGAGGGUUUUGCAUAUUGAUUCAAAAGGUUAUUAUGGAGGAAACUGGGCUAGUUUCAACUUUCCAGAAUUGCUAUCCUGGUUGAGGGAGUAUCAGCAAAACAGGGACAAUGAAGAAGAAAAUACCGUGUGGCAGGACCUGAUCCAUGAAACAGAAGACGCCAUAGCUCUUUGCAAGAAGGACAAAACAAUUCUACACACAGAAGUUUUUUGUUAUGCCAGUCAGAAUACAGAUGACAAUGUUGAAGAGAUUCUUGCUUUACAAAGAAAUGCUUCUCCUGAGGCAUCUAGCAUCAUUACUAAACCUUUGGGUUCUGCAUCCUUAUCUGAAGAAACACAGUCAGAAAACAUCAUGAGCUACAAGAUACAUACAGGAGAGGAUAUGGAAAACAAUGGAGAAACUUGCCCAGAAGUAACUCAUGUUGAGGAAACCCUGGCAAAAGAAAUGUAUUGUGGAGAUAACACUUGUAAACAUACAUUUUCAGAUGAAGCUAAAGAUGUAAACGAACCUACUGACAAACCAAAGAGGAAUCUAAUUAAAUACUCUGAUAUAAUUAAGGAAGGUAGGAGGUUUAAUAUUGAUUUGGUAUCAAAGCUGCUGUAUUCUCAAGGAUUGCUAAUUGAUCUUUUAAUAAGAUCAAAUGUUUGCCAGUAUGCAGAAUUUAAAAAUGUAACUAGAAUUCUUUCAUAUCAUGAAGGAAAAGUUGAGCAGGUGCCUUGUUCCAGAGCAGAUGUUUUUAAUAACAAAAAACUCACUAUGAUUGAAAAGAGAAUGCUAAUGAAAUUUCUCACAUUUUGUUUAGACUAUGAACAGCAUCCUGAUGAAUAUCAAGCUUUCAUUCAAUGUUCAUUUUCAGACUACUUAAAAACUAAGAAAUUAACCCCUAAUCUCCAACAUUUUAUACUACACUCAAUUGCUAUGACACCAGAGGCAUCUUGCUCUACAGUAGAUGGUCUCAAAGCAACAAAAAUGUUCCUUCAGUGUCUUGGACGAUUUGGCAACACUCCCUUUUUGUUUCCCGUGUACGGCCAAGGAGAAAUUUCCCAGUGUUUCUGCAGGAUGAGUGCAGUUUUUGGUGGAAUCUAUUGUCUUCGCCAUAAAGCACAAUGCCUUGUGGUUGACAAAGAAUCUGGAAGAUGUAAAGCAAUUAUAGAUCAGUUUGGUCAAAGAAUAAGUGCAAAAUAUUUUAUUGUGGAGGAUAGUUAUUUUUCUGAGGAAACAUGCUCAAAUAUACAGUAUAAACAGAUUUCCAGAGCUGUGCUCAUUACAGAUGAGUCUAUUCUAAAGACCGAUUCAGAUCAGCAGAUUUCCAUUUUGGUAGUACCACCAGUGGAACAAACAUCUUGUGCUGUUCGGGUCACUGAAUUAUGUUCUUCAACCAUGACCUGCAUGAAAGGUACCUAUUUGGUACAUUUGACUUGCUCAUCUUCUAAAACAGCUAAAGAAGACUUAGAAUCAGUGGUAAAAAAAUUAUUUACCCCAUAUUCGGAAACAGAGAUAGAUCAGGAAGAAUUUACAAAGCCUAGAGUCUUCUGGGCACUUUAUUUUAAUAUGCGAGAUUCUACUGGAAUAAUCAGAAGCUUAUAUAAUGGCUUACCUUCCAAUGUUUAUGUUUGCUCUGGACCUGACUGUGGGCUGGGAAGUGAACAUGCAGUCAAGCAAGCUGAAACACUUUUUCAGGAGAUCUUCCCAGGUGAAGAAUUUUGCCCUCCACCUCCAAAUCCAGAAGACAUUAUUUUUUGAUGGAAAGUAACCACAGACUUCUGGAAUCAAAUUAGAACUGCUAUUGGUUCUAAUUAGAACAGCUAUUGGUUCUAAUUUGGCUUCCAAUUUAGAGUCAUUUGGGGGAGGCCAAAGUCUAGAAAACCCAGAGAAAAAACUUCAGAAAGUAUAAAAACUUACAGGUAUUUUGAAAUUAGAAAAAAAAUUGGGGGCCUUAUCUGGAAUCAGGUAGUCUCUUGAAGCAGAGUUUCCUAGAAGAACCAUUAGAAGUGAUAUUAUAGUAUAUUCCCACAGAUACAUGUCUUUAUUUCUCUUUGAGAUGUUCAGUCGUUUAUUUUUGCUGGCCUGUCAGAACUGAUUUCUUAGUUAUCGAACCUUUUUUUGUUUGGGCUCCAUGAUAAGAAUUUUAAAUGGAAUUAGCCUUUAGUAUUGGUAUAUAUGUGAAGGGUCUUGUUAGCAAUUGUAUUCAAGAAAGGUAUUACAUCUGCUAAUGAUCUUCAGCUACUAACAUUGUUUUCAGAAAAAAUUAUACUUAAGGAAUAUUUUACUUUGACUGCUAUUAAAAUUGCUACCACCUUUUGUGAAAUAUACACAAGUAUAAAUUCUGUGGGUCUUUUGUAUAUAAUCUGAACUUAGAGAAGUGCUACAGUAAUAACUAAUGCAAGUGCCAUUAUGAUAAAACAGCUUAUAAUCAUUAAAAUGUUAUC
Sorex fumeus (smoky shrew) is the source of this 3110-nucleotide messenger RNA. It is a transcript of the gene CHML, whose product is annotated as CHM like Rab escort protein. Bases 589 to 2424 code for a protein of 611 amino acids. Gene Ontology annotation, cellular component: nucleus; Rab-protein geranylgeranyltransferase complex; cytosol. The transcript has 2 exons. Gene Ontology annotation, biological process: vesicle-mediated transport; protein geranylgeranylation; small GTPase-mediated signal transduction. Gene Ontology annotation, molecular function: GDP-dissociation inhibitor activity. Lineage: Eukaryota; Metazoa; Chordata; Mammalia; Eulipotyphla; Soricidae. The record is from RefSeq and is a predicted model, not a curated record.